AAAAGAAUGUCAAAAACAAAGCAUUAAAAAUACCCUUUAUAAACGAAUGCUUAGAAAAAGAAGCGAGUGUAACAAAAAACACGUUUCACUUUGUUUUUGCUGGAAAUAAAUAAAACUUUAUACAACACUAGUCGGGAGUUCAAAAAUAGCAGUUUUAGACCAAGAAUUAAUUUUUUUUUCGCAAAGAUGAACUUAUGUGUAUGUUUAUGUUUUCUUCAUUCUUUUUUUUUUAUUUCACAUAUUUUGAGGUAUCCUAUAUCAAUUGGCGCAACAAAACACUUUUUAGAUAAUAAAAUGUUUAUGAAUAAAACAAAAAUAAAAGAAACUGCGUUGACUAAUGUUAAUGCGCCAACUUCAAAAGCAGAUUCCAGAAAAAAACCGUUAAUGUUUCUUCAAAUAGAAAACAUGCACUCCAAGUAUGAUCGUAACCAGAAUUUAAAAGAGAUUGAAGCACUAGCUAAUGAGGGGUUGGCACUUGCGCGUACUAAACGUCGUAUAGCAAAAAUAAUAAGACGCGCUACCGAACUCGCAAUGAAUGACAACAAGAGUCUCUCUGAAGAAAACGACGAUCAUACUAGCUGCGAUAGUGAGAAUCGGAACGGAACACGAAUUUCAAAUAAAGUGUAUCAAGCCACAACGAAUGAAUUGACCGCCAAAGUUUUAGAUUUUGAUGCCGAUUCAUUGGAACGGGAGAAUCAACGACGUAAAAGUUUAUUAAACGGGACAAAAAUAAAUUCAGCAGGUGUUCCUGUGUGUAAAAUAAUAAAGAUAGGACCUCUAGAAAUCGCACCAAUGCCUGAUGAAGUACGUCAGCGUAUUAGCCAAGGUGUUAUUGGACAGCUGAUCGGCAGUACAUUCACAAUUCUUCAAAACAAGAAACCUAAGAUUACGUAUGAUACAACAUCAAUAGAUUUACCAAUUGUGAAUAUACCGAACACGGGUGAUGCGUGUUGGGGCUUUAACUACCAUGGACAAAAUCAAAUUUUUUGUGCUGCGAAUGAAGUGACAAGGGAUUCUUGGAUGAAUGCCAUAACAGAAGCAUGGUUUUGCUUAAAUGAAGGCUUGCAAGGCUCUCUUCCUUUAAUUGAAGAUAUAGAAAAAGAUCUGGCAUCGAAAGAUACUCUAUUACAAGAAAAAACAAACGAAGGAAUGGGGCUUUCAACUGCGGAGAAUUUGACAAAGCCUUAUGUCGAUAUUGAUAUAACCAUGAACAGCGACAGUAGGUUAAAGGGUAGUAAUUUUGAAAUUGUUUUCAAAUUUUCUGUAAUAAUCUUCACCACACUUUAUAAUUUAAAAUACCUUUUAGAUACUCCCAAUGUUACCAUUAACGGAAAUCCUAUUCCGCAAAGAUAAUGUUAUUUUUCAUUAUAAAAAAAUUGUUAAUUGAUCAACCAGUUUAAUACAUUUCUUUUCCGUUUAAAGAAUCUUAGUAUUUUCAUAUGGUAUCCGCAAGAGGUUAGAAGUUUUUUUUUGAAAGUCAUACUCUAAACUAAUAAAUGUAGUGUAUUCUUUUAAAUUUUUAUUUGUCAAUAUUAUGAAACGUCAAAUUAUACUUUGCGUAUAAAUUUAAACUGGUCUAUAAAUGUUUCGAAUAUUAGACGAAGAGAAGUCAAUUAUGAUUUACUGUUAUUUUGAGACUCGUGUUGUAACCUAUUUUUUGUUUUAUAUUUAUUUGUCAAUGUGAAUAAUGACUGUUUUUUUUUAACACAACACUAGUAUCAAAAUAUGUGUAGUGACGCCUUCUUUUAAGAUCGUCAUAAUCUUUAUUCUGAAGUCAAUUGAAAAAUAAUUUGUUGUCAGAAUAAAACGAGAUUUAUUUACUAUCGUUAAAAAGGAACAGCAUAACGGAAAACAAUUUUUAUCUAAAACGAAUGUCUUACUCGGUUUAGCAUACUUAAUAAUGUGAAAACCUUUUGUCAGAUUAUUAAUAUAAAAAAAAAAAAAUUUUUAGGCUAUAUUCUAAACAUUCAAGGUUAUUCGAUUUUGCCCCGGUGUGUAAAAACUACUAAAUCAAUACGAUUACACCUAAAUAAAUCCUAGUGAAUAAAGGUUGUUUGAAUCAGUCCACGCUAGUGACCAAUGUUGUGUAGUCAUUUCUGUAGUUCGUGGCAUUAUUUUUUAAUUGGCCAGAAGAAUAAAAACGAUUGUAUGUUGACCAAGUCACAUGAGUAUAGUUUGGAUUGCUCAAAAUACGAAUUAGGGCUCUGUUUUUGUCAACCAUCGAGCCGUUAAAUGGAUGGAGUCGUCACCAAAAAAUUAAAAGAUAGACCUCUUUUGGGAGUAAACCCAGGUCAAUCCCUUAGAAUUAGUCCAAAAAUAGGCUAAAAAAAAAUUUUACUGAACCGUAGCUAAAAGUGAUUGUCAGUAUCUUUUAAUGUUCUCUUAAGAAGCAGGCUGCAAAGUCGAAUCAUGGUCUCAGAAAAGAGGAACUUGAUGGUCUAACGAUUAGGUUUUAGAAAAAGAAACAUACAAGUGCGCUAUCCUGUCAAAUUAGAAUUGAACGAAUUACAUCUCAUACCAUGUUAUCUAAAGAAAUAAAAUAGUUUUCAUAAAGAGUGGCAUUUGCAACAAUUAAACGAAUUUCUUUCUGAUAGGGUUGAGAAGGACGAUUGUUUACGUUGAAAAUUAUUUGGACUAUUCAGGCUUUUGUUGUAAAAAUUUCUUUACACACCGUGUCAAAAAAAAAAUUAAAAAGAAAAAAGGGAUGACUAUGUUAUUUUAAUCUAAAUUGUUAUAAAAUCAACGAAAACAAUAGAUGUUGGUGGUAUAAACUAUUUAUAAAAGUUCAGAUAUUAAAAAAAGCAAUUCUAGACUAUUAAAGUAAAAAAAAAAAUUGUUCGAAAUUACCAGGAUAACUAACUAAUAAAGGCUCAAAAAGAAGUGUGAAACUAACACGGCAAUAAUACAAAAGUUUUUUCUUUAGUACAAUUUAAUGUUGGGUGCUAACGGAUAAAUUCAAAUGUUCACACACACACUAAAAAAAACAUUUAAAGUUUUUUUUUUAAGCUUUUGAUGUCGAAAGAAAGAUAAUCUAAUGAUGGUUUGUUUUAAAAGGAAAGGCAUUGAAAAAUAAGGCAUAUGACGACAAAAAUAAGGGUCAUACGGGGGCAAAUAAAUGAAAAUCUCGUCACAGCAUACACAGAGCACAUGCAGAAAAUUAAGUAUUGAGUACCUUAAAGUUAGUGAAAAGACAUAAACGCCUUUUUUUGUUAAUUCAAGCUUGUACCCAAAGAUAUUUGGUACAUAUAAUUUAAAUAUUUUUACUAGAUUGAUAUUACAAACGUAUUGAAUUAGUAAGAAAAAAAUGGCGUCUUCUAAUAAAAGACUACAAAAAAUCAUGACCCAACCGAUUAAUCAAAUCUUUCGGUUUUUCACUUUAAAAACUCGAGUUCAAAUUUGGUUGUAUGAUCAAAAUGAUUUACGCUUAGAAGGUCGCAUUUUGGGUUUUGAUGAAUAUAUGAAUAUAGUCUUAGAUGAUGCGGAAGAAGUCCAUAUUAAAAAAGAUGCUAAGAAAUCAGUUGGUCGAAUUUUAUUAAAGGGAGAAAACAUAACAUUAAUUAUGGCAGUCUGAUGUCGAUCGUACAAUUUGUUCUUCGCGUUCAUUCAAUUACAUUUUUUAGUGUAUGUACAUCUAUUAAAAACAGAGACGUUUUCUGUUAGUUUGUUUGUUUUUUUUAUAUUAUUACUUUUACCACUGUAUGUAUCGCUUUGCAAACUAGUUGAACAAAAUUUUUUUUUAUGCCCUUGAUAAUA
Hylaeus volcanicus is the source of this 3753-nucleotide messenger RNA. RefSeq lists its product as uncharacterized. The transcript has 11 exons. Bases 187 to 1353 code for a protein of 388 amino acids. NCBI's taxonomy places the organism in Eukaryota, Metazoa, Arthropoda, Insecta, Hymenoptera, Colletidae. The record is from RefSeq and is a predicted model, not a curated record.